AUGGGAGGAAACUACACACAGCCCAGAUUCAUCCUCCUGGGAAUUACAGACACUCCCUGGGCGCAGGCCCCUCUUUUUGUGCUCUUUCUGUUGAUUUACAUCGUCACUUUGGCAGGGAACAUUGGGCUGAUGGUCUUGGUUUGGGUGGCUCCCAGCCUCCACACCCCCAUGUACUUCUUCCUCACCCACCUUUCCCUGGCCGACGUCUGCUAUUCCACCGUCAUCUCCCCCAAAAUGCUCACAGAUCUGUUAUUUGGGGAUAAAACCAUUUCCUGGGCCGGCUGCGUGACACAAUUCCACCUCUUUGCUCUCUUUGUCACGGCCGAGUGUCACCUCCUGGCCGCCAUGGCCUACGACCGGCACGUGGCCAUCUGCCACCCCCUGAGCUAUGUCCUGGUGGUGUCCCCCCGGGCCUGCUGGCAGCUGGUGGCCUGGUGCUACCUCGUGGCCUCCCUCAGCGCCCUCCUCUACACCGGCUGCACAUUUGGGGGCUCCUUCUGUGGGCCCAACCAUGUUGAUCACUUCUUCUGUGACGCCAGCCCUGUGCUGAGGCUGGCGUGCUCCGACACCCGCGGCUGCGAGGCCGCCAUCUUCGCCCUGGCCGCUGCCAACGGGCUGGGCACCAGCGUGGUCAUCCUGCUCUCCUACGGCCGCAUCCUGCACGCCAUCCUGGGCACGAGCUCGGCGCCCAGCAGGGCCAGAGCCUUCCGCACCUGCGCCUCCCACCUGGCGUCUGUGGCUGUGUUCUACGGCUCCCUGUUCUUCAUGUACCUGCAGCCGGCGUCACAGCACGGCAGCCGGGACAAGGUGGCCUCUGUCUUCUACACCGUGGUCAGCCCCAUGCUCAACCCUUUCAUCUACAGCCUGAGGAACAGGGAGGUGAAGGCAGCGCUGGGGAGGGUGUGGAGAAAGAAAAGGGUUUUAAAAGUCUGGAGGCCCCAAAAACGUUUUGGUGCCAUGAUUAACUGGGAGGAGUAA
Molecule: messenger RNA, 978 nt
Organism: Agelaius phoeniceus (red-winged blackbird)
Lineage: Eukaryota; Metazoa; Chordata; Aves; Passeriformes; Icteridae
Product: olfactory receptor 8J2-like
Biological process (GO): G protein-coupled receptor signaling pathway
Cellular component (GO): membrane
Molecular function (GO): olfactory receptor activity; G protein-coupled receptor activity
Source: RefSeq, a predicted model, not a curated record